Molecule: messenger RNA, 838 nt
Organism: Halichondria panicea
Lineage: Eukaryota; Metazoa; Porifera; Demospongiae; Suberitida; Halichondriidae
Product: TNF receptor-associated factor 6-like
Exons: 2
Coding region: 1-834 (277 amino acids)
Molecular function (GO): zinc ion binding
Source: RefSeq, a predicted model, not a curated record
AUGAAUGGUAGCCCAUCACUCAAUGAGGGAGGUUAUGACUACAAGUUCGUAGAAGAACCUGCAGACUCUCUCAAGUGUCUCAUCUGUCUGCUAGUAGUUAGGGAGCCACAACAACAUGGCGGCUGUGGGAAGCUAUUCUGUAAGAGCUGUAUUGACAAGCACACACUCCUAAGAAAUACCUGCUGUCCACACUGCAGGCAGCCAUUAAAUAACUCAAAUGGCUUUCCAACCAUCUUCAAUGAUUUCAGAAGUAAGUGGUAUAGAUCAAAGCUUUCCCGAUGCCCGGACUGUGGUGCAAAUAACCAGUACAAAAACCACCAAGUUCAUACUAAAUUACAUUGCCCCAAGCGAUUGCAUUCUUGUGUUCAUUGUGGUGAAAACGGCUGCUUUGAUGAGCGUACUUCUACACAUUUGGAGGUUUGUCCCAAGAUGAAAAUUGCCUGUAAAAAGUGCACACAACGUAUCCUGCGCUGCCAGCUGCCAACUCAUCCAAAAGAAUGCAAGUUUGAACCAGUGCCCUGUAAAUAUGCUGCAGUCGGGUGCAAAGUUCGGCCUCUACGCAAAGACCUCAAGAAGCAUGAGGAAGACUACCAACUUCACCUCCAAGUUACCACAGAAACAGUGCUUGAGCUAAAGAAAAUGCUUCCCAAACCAGUUGCCCCAGUUGCAGUUGCCCCGGUUACAGUUUCCCCAGUUACAGUUUCCCCAGUUACAUGCAGAGUUGUAGAUUUUGACAAGCGCAAAACAGGCAAUGAUGUAAUCUACAAGCAGUCCUUCGUUCUACACUUCCACAAAUGGGUACAAAAUGUGCUUAAGAAUAGAUGCCAACGGUAAUGGC